Molecule: messenger RNA, 1122 nt
Organism: Osmerus eperlanus (European smelt)
Lineage: Eukaryota; Metazoa; Chordata; Actinopteri; Osmeriformes; Osmeridae
Exons: 4
Coding region: 419-895 (158 amino acids)
Source: RefSeq, a predicted model, not a curated record
AUUCUAUGUGAUCUAUUUUACAUUACAAUCUAAAUGAGCGUUUACCUCCCAAUGACUUAGGUCUGUGCUUCAAUCAAAUCUGACAGCCAAAAUGACAUCGGGAAUUUUGAUUCAGUCAUUUGAACACCGUACUGCGUCAAAUAAUUAAUUUGCUGAUAAACAUCUUUAGUUAAUCGUUGACAACAGUGAUUAACGACAGAAAAAAACAGUGUAGGUAGCCGCGUGUGUGUGUUUGUGUUGCAUUCAGGCGCAAAGUCCAGACCACUUUAACAAGGUCGUUCCCCCACACUAUUCCCACACCGAGUCCGUUACACCUGCAGUUCGCUCCUCCUUCACUGAACAGGUAUUUGCAUUGAACACGGAAACAAAACCUAAUUCAACGAAAGUCGCUCGGGGGAUUUACUGGUGAUGAACGACCAUGGGCAACGGGUUGAACAAAACACUCGACAGAUGGGGUGCAAAUCCUCGGAAAUUAAACAAGAAGAGAAAAGGUGAUCCAGUGGAGCCUCAGGAACAGGUCCCAGACGUCCAUAUAUAUGACGAUGUUCCUGACGAGGGCCAGAGGCAGAGACAGGACUCUGACGGAAUUCUCUAUGCAGACCUGCAGCUGAGGCCCCACCCAGCCGCCAGCGGAGGGAGGAAGUUUCCGCGCCCCUCAGAUGAGCAGCAUACAGAAUAUGCCUCCGUAAACUUUACUCCCAGGGGCGAGAAGCUCAACCAAAAACUAACCAGCCUGCAGCGCCAGUUCAGCCCCUCGCCUGUGAAGCCCUCAUCCCUGCCCGCCGACAUCCUCAUCCCCCCUGGUGCUCUGAAAACACCCAAACGCCAACAACAACCGAGCCCCAGCAGCCCCCGCCCCACACACACCACCCAACACAAACCAGUUGUGGUGUAGAAUUGACCAACACACACAGAGACUUUUUCUAUCUACAACUUUUUUUAUAUAACUUUAAGGACCUCACCCAUGAUUGCUAGAUGAUUGAAUGGUUUACUCUAUUUAUCCAACUUCUUAUAUUCAGUUGUGUGACAGAAUGAAUCUUGAUAUUCAUAAUUUUUUGUGUUAAAUCUUUAAUUUGACUAUUUAUGUGUAUAACAUUAUAUCAAAUAACUCCAUGUUGUAUU